GCCAUUACUGGCAUCAUUUUUUGUCAGUUGAAAAAGAAUGACCAAAAUCGAAUAUUAUUCUUCAUUUAUAAUUUUGUGGAAACUGAUUUUUUUAUCGUGUGGUGUACUAAGACUAUCCGUUUAGAUUCUACUUGAAGAUUAUGCUAUGUAUAUCGCGUAAAUCGGCUCAGAAAACUUGACACGAACAUGGCGGGACGGCUGGUGGUGCUGGACCGCGCGGGGCGCGCCAAGAGCAAGAGCUUCGCGCUGGGCUCGGGCAUGUGCACGCUGGGCCGCAGCGCCGCCUGCGACGUGCGCGUGCUGCUGCCCGAGGUCAGCCCGCACCAUGCCACCGUAACAGUGCAUGCUAAUCAGACUGUGGUGCGGAAUGUUGGAUCGGGAAUUACAGAAGUAAAUGGCGCAGCAGUGAGUGUGUGCGCUCUACAACAUGGAGAUGAACUGGACAUAUGCGGCCGUAAACUGCGCUGGGAGUAUGACACGCCUCAAGCACCGAGACGGAACAAGACACAGCCGGCGUUGGCGCUGCCGCCGGCGCCCGCCCGCGCGAGCCGGCGCGGCACGAUGGCGGCGCCCGCGCGAGCGCCCGACCGCGACCUACAGUUGGCUCUUGAACUGCGACAUCGCGCCUCCAUGCCUGCAAGUUCGGGCGCGGGCGGAAAGCAAGUGGCAAUUGUGCAACCUCAAAGAAGAAAUACUGAUAACCAGAAUGAGUCGCCGAGCCCGCGGCUGGUGUCUCCGCCCGGGCCGGGGCCCUCGCCGGCGCCGCGCAAGUCCAACAACGCGAGCUUACACACGCCCACUAAGGCGACGCUAUGGAUCGAGUCCCGCCUCGGGCGCGCGCGCGCGCAGUCGCUGCGCGCGGCGCCGCCGCUGCGGCUCGCGGUGCUGCGGAAGGCGCUCACGCCGGCCCCGAGGCCGACCAAGGCUCGCGUCACCAAGAUACAGGCGCCGCUGCGGAUUGAUCACACAAAACGAGCGGCCCUCCUGCUGAUGACGGGCCACACGCCCAAGUCCAAACUGCCAAGCCCCAAGACCCCGACCUUCGUGGCCAAGAAGCGGAGCCCGGCCGCCAGGACGCCGCGAGGCCGCAGCACCCUGAGCGCCGCCAGCAAGUCCACGAGGCCCACGCCGCAGGCCUCGCUGUCCGAGACGUCCACCAGGAAGAGCAGUAAGAGGAACUCGGGUAAACAGUCGUCUUUGUAUUUUUCCUUCGUGGCCAAGAAGCGGAGCCCGGCCUCCAGGACGCCGCGAGGCCGCAGCUCCCUGAACGCCGGCGGCAAGUCCACGAGGCCCACGCCGCAGGCCUCGCUGUCCGAGACAUCCACCAGGAAGAGCAGUAAGAGGAACUCGGGGAAGCGGUCGGUAUCGGUCCUAGAAAUCACGGACUCGGAAGCAUCGUCCCGCCGUUCGCCCGCCCCGCCUCACCCACCAAAAUCCGCUCUCAAGUCGGGUCGCUCGCGCAAGACAGAAUCUAUCAAGUUCGACCUCAGCAAUCUCGAUAAUCACUCCGAAGACGACGAUAUACUCAUGGUAUCGAGUACUACGAGGGAUGCUACCGAGGAUGUAACCUUACGGUACUCCAGUUCGCCCCCGUCGCCAUCUCCGCGCCGCUCCAUACAUUCCCGGAGCGGACGAAUGCUAGAAAGCCUAGGUUCCCCGCUCAGGUCGCCGGCUAGAACUAGAACGUCCGCUCCCGCGUCUCCCCGCUCUUUAAAAUCGGCUCGAGGCUCUAUAAUCGUCCAAAAAGCUCUGGAUAGCUCGGACACGUUCGUCACAGAGUACAGCGACAAAACGGGAUCGCCCCGACGUCGCGAUCUAGAAGCCUACUCCGUCGUCGAUCUAGUAUCUAUAGACUCCGACGCGUCGCGUUCCGUGUACGGUUCGGCGGGAUCCCCUUCACGUUCAGGAUUCGGGGCGAGUACCCCGCUGGUUACGCGCACCGCGCCUACGGAUGGGACGCUGACCACUCCAGAGAAUGCGCCGCGAGCGCCUUCACGAAGCGCUAGAAAGUCCCGCGGCGCACGCAGCCGCUCGAGACUCGACGAUAGCACAAGAACGAUAGACUCCACGGAGGCCGACUCCCCUAAAUCUUCGAGGAAGCUUGUGAAAUCUGCUUCGAAGCGCUCCCGUAGCCUUAACGACGGCCACCCUGAAUCUCCUCAGACCUACAUCUCACUCGAUUCGUCGCACAAAUCUCUGGGUGAUCUCUCGACUACGGCGAAACGUGGAUCUCGCAGUCGACUCGACGCUAGCGAUCUUCUCGAGUCUCCGAACAACAUUUCCAUUGAAUCUAUGAAAAAGUCACUGAGCGGGGUGCUCUCCGCUUCUAAACGGAGCCCUCGCACUCGGGACGACGCGUUAGAGGAAUCUCCAAAAGGAAUUUCGCCGAGAAGAUCUCUAGCGCGAUCACCUACGAAGCGUGGCAAUGCCACUAUCACGCUGGGAUCGCCGAAAGACAGUAUUUCUAAGCUGGGUAAGAAACUUUCCGCUUCACACUCCCGCAGUCGUUUGGACGAUAGUUCUGUACUUGAAUCUCCGGCAGUUUCGGCUAACUCGACAAGGAAAUCCCUUGGAAAUACACUUUCUGCCUCUAAACGCGGCUCGCGUAGCCAAAUUGACAAUGUCUCACUCGAGUCUUCAGUUGUUUCGGCCAAGUCCUCAAGAAGGUCUUCAGGCAAGUCACCCGUGGCAUCUCCAGAAAAUGUCUCAGUUAACUCUACAAGAAAAUCCGCAGGGAAAUCACCUUCUCCUACGAAACGCGGCUCUCGAAGUCAACUCGACUCUAUUACUCCUUUGAGAUCUCCAAAAGAUAAUGUUUCAAAUGCAUCAAGAAAGUCUGGAGGAAAAUCUCCCUCUCCUUCAAAACGAGCUUCUCGUAGCCAAAUCAAUAACACUGCAUCGCCAAAGACACUCUCUGCUUCAAAACGCAGCUCACGAAGCCAAGUUGAUAGUGUCCUCAGUUCUCCGACUGAUUUGACUGAUUCAACUAGGAAAUCUAAAGAAAAUUCUUCUGCGUCAAAACGUGGUUCUCGGAGUAAAAUUAUUGACAGUGUGUUAUCUCCACAACUUGAUAACUUGUCGGAUUCAACAAGGAAAUCAUUAGGAAAGACACUGUCUGUUUCAAAACGUGGCUCUCGGAGUCAACUCGCCGAGACUAUCCUCAGCUCUCCAGAAACUGAAGCUUUGGCCGAUUCGACACGAAAAUCUUUGGGUAAAAUACGGAAACGUGGUUCUCGAAGCCAACUGGAUAGUAGUGCCACAUUAGAAUCUCCAAAAGACUCAAGGAAAUCUCCAAAAGCUAAUAACUCCAUAAGAAAGUCUGCAGGGAAGACGCUCUCUACUUCGACUCGUAACUCUCGCAGUAAAAUUAUCGAUAGCGUCCUAUCUCCGCAACUUGACGUUUUAUCAAAUUCUAGUAGAAAAUCUCUGGGAAAGAGUCUUUCUACUUCAAAACGAAGCUCUAGAAGCCAACUUGUUGAGAUUGUCAGUCCCAGAGAUUUUUCCACAAGGAAAUCUGCAGGGAAAUCAUCCUCCCCGACUGAAUCUCCUAAAAACACAUCAAGAAAGUCUGGAGUUGAAACACUUUCGACAUCAAGUCGUAGGACAAGAAGUCUGCCAAUCGAGUCGCCGAAAGAUGCCAAGAAAUCGCGCGUCAGUGCUAUCUCUACCUCGAAGCGUAGCAUUCGUGAAGUUGACCCUAGUCCCGUCGUGUCCCCUAGAGGAAACGCUUCGCCUUCGUCGAGGAGAUCUGCGAAAUCCCCAUCUAAUACACCGCUGGCGUCUCCCAAAGUCGCUUCGCCGAGUAAAUCUCCAAAAUCACCCGCAAAAUCGCCUGCGUCAUCGCCUAAAGUUUCUAAAGCGAGAACUUCGAGAAAAACACUCACUGUAUCUAUCACUAGCCCUCGAAAUGAGACCGCGACAGACGGAGAAGCGACUCCAGAAGAACGGGGAAGCCCCGAAGAUGCCGGCACACCCGUACUUAGCAUUCGAAGCCUUUUGGACGCGACCGUAUCUGAUUCUCCCGGCGAACCUGCCCGCAAACGAGGAAGAAUUUCUACGGUCGAAAAGAGGAAAACAUUCGCCGCCCAGAACGCGCCUAGAAACGCUCGUGGCUCCAUUCGAUCCAAAUCUUUGAUCUUAUUUCGGGGCACAGGCGACGUGACGCCCACGGGAGUCGCCGAACCGACCCCGGAGGCGGUCAAAAGCAAACAUUCAUCGGCAAAGAAGAGCCGAUCCCGCCGUUCCAUUAUCGAUAACCUGGACGACUCCGGUUUAGUGAAACAUCUGUUCAACAGUCCGGUGAAACGGAAACUAUCGCAGAGCAUGAGCGAAUACUCACGCCGCCUCGAAGAAUACGAGGAUACCGGCCCCGACGUUAGCGGCGUCAAGCGAUCAUUCACCAAGAAAUCACCCAGGAACGAACUCGGGGACUUUAACGGCGCGAGGCGUCCGAUGCGGACGCCUCGCGCGCGACGGUCUAUAAAGAACGACUUAACCGACGUGGCCGGGGUGAAGGUUAUGUUCGCGGCCGCGCCUCGCGACAGCUUCGGAGACGUCCGCGGCGUCAAGCGGGCCUUCCGAGCUUCACCCGAAGACGAUUUACGUCAAGUUUCCGGCGUUAAGAGCUUGUUCGACACGAAACCGCGCGACGAUCUGUCUGACGUGCGGGGAGUGCGCGAGCUGUUCCGACGCGGCCCGAGGAACGAACUCGACGCGUCCGGGGUCAAGGACGCUUUACAGCUGAAGAGUCCCAAGAAUGAUCUUCGAGACGUGCGCGGUGUUAAGAAGCUCUUCGGACAGUCGAAGUCACGGGCGUCUCCGAACGUGAGCGGGGUGGCCGGGUUGCUAGAUGACCCGGCGCCGGCGGAGGUCAUGUUCGACCAACUAUUGGGCAAGCCGCCCGUGCGGGCGACCUAUUCCAAGACUUUCAUAGCCCGUUCGGCUCAAAAACCGGCCAAACGCCGCCGCACUACGUCUCUAAGCGUGGACGUAAUCGUGAACGACGUCGAAGGAUGGCUAGAGAAGGAGUUACAAAAGCGUUUGGGCAAACCUGUCAACCGCGAACUACAAAAACUGGCUACGGAUACGGUCGCGGGCGGGACGCCGAUACUCCCCUCUCGCUCUCGCCCCGGCGGCGCCCCGAGGCGCCCCGCGGCGGAGACCUACGCGGAGCACACGCUGCCCAUCAAGAAACGCUCGCUAGAGAAAGCUCCAGAACCGCGUUCGGCUAAGAAAAAGUCGCUACCGUUAAAGAAGCGCGCGUUGGUUCAUUCUACGCCGGUGAAGGGACGCGCCUCGCGCGCCGCGGACGCCACGCUGGCGCGGAUGUCGCCCAUCGCGGUGCAGCCUGCCUUAACCAGUGUUCAAGAAUCUGCUCGAGGGUAA
This is a messenger RNA of Cydia amplana, 5385 nucleotides long. RefSeq names its product serine/arginine repetitive matrix protein 2-like. Gene Ontology annotation, biological process: regulation of mitotic nuclear division; regulation of chromosome segregation. The record is from RefSeq and is a predicted model, not a curated record. The transcript has 10 exons. NCBI's taxonomy places the organism in Eukaryota, Metazoa, Arthropoda, Insecta, Lepidoptera, Tortricidae. Gene Ontology annotation, cellular component: nucleus; chromosome. Gene Ontology annotation, molecular function: protein binding. Bases 187 to 5385 code for a protein of 1732 amino acids.